Messenger RNA from Dovyalis caffra, 2973 nucleotides. NCBI's taxonomy places the organism in Eukaryota, Viridiplantae, Streptophyta, Magnoliopsida, Malpighiales, Salicaceae. The record is from the annotation of a GenBank genome assembly.
AUGUCCUCCACAGUCAAAGGUAUGCUUAUUAGGAGUAGUGCACCGGUGGGGUUCUGCUGCGGCAGCAGCAGGAGGCAGAGACUGUUCAAGGGGAAGUUCGUGGAUCUGAAUGAUUAUUUACUUAUAAAAGAAAACCGUUCAAUCAUACGGUUGAGCCAGAGUGGUCGAGUUUGUGGGAUCCGCGCCUGUCAGGAUAGGUAUAACAAUGGUGGGUUCGAUAACAUUUCCAAGCCACCGUUGCAGACCAAAACCCGAGCACAAACUCUCAGUAGUAGUACCCCAGCUGUAUCGGACCCAACACCCACCGCUACAAAGAGAGUAUUUACUUUUGGAAAAGGAAGGAGCGAAGGCAACAAGAGCAUGAAGUCUCUGGUAAGCACCCAACUUGUUUUGACUGUUAUCAAAUUUCAUGCUGGGGGGAAGGGAGCAAACUUGGCAGAGAUGGCAAGCAUUGGUUUAUCAGUGCCACCUGGACUCACCAUAUCAACAGAAGCAUGCCAUGAAUAUCAGCAGAAUGGAAAAGAGCUGCCAGAAGGUUUAUGGGAAGAGAUAUUGGAAGGCUUAAAAUGUGUGGAGAAGGACAUGGGAGCUUUCCUUGGUGACCCUUCCAAACCUCUCCUCCUCUCUGUUCGUUCUGGCGCAGCGAUUUCCAUGCCUGGUAUGAUGGACACUGUCCUUAACCUUGGACUGAAUGAUCAAGUGGUUUCUGGUUUGAGUGCGAAAAGUGGAGAGCGUUUUGUCUAUGACUCUUUCAGGCGCUUUCUAGAUAUGUUUGGAAAUGUUGUGAUGGGAAUUCCACACUCAUUAUUUGAAGAGAAGUUAGAAAAGAUGAAGGAUUCAAAAGGCGUAAGGCUUGAUACUGACCUAACAGCUGCUGACCUCAAAGAACUUGUCGAGCAGUACAAGAAAGUCUACCUUGAAGUGAAGGGUAAAGAGUUUCCAUCAGAUCCAAAAAAACAACUGCAGUUAGCAGUGACGGCAGUUUUUGAUUCUUGGGACAGUCCAAGAGCCAUUAAGUACCGGAGCAUCAAUCAAAUUACUGGCUUAAAAGGAACUGCUGUAAAUAUCCAAAGCAUGGUUUUUGGGAAUAUGGGAAAUACUUCAGGAACAGGUGUUCUGUUUACUAGAAAUCCGAGCACUGGUGAAAAGAAGCUAUAUGGGGAGUUUCUAAUCAAUGCUCAGGGAGAGGACGUGGUUGCUGGAAUUAGAACACCUGAAGACUUAGUUACAAUGAAAAAUUGCAUGCCUCAAGCUUACGAUGAGCUUGUGGAGAACUGUGAAAUUCUAGAGCGCCAUUACAAAGAUAUGAUGGAUAUUGAGUUCACAGUUCAAGAAAACAGGCUUUGGAUGUUGCAAUGCCGAUCUGGAAAGCGGACUGGAAAAGGUGCAGUAAAGAUAGCUGUAGACAUGGUUAGCGAAGGGCUUGUUGAUAUUCGCUCUGCAAUUAAGAUGGUGGGCCCACAGCAUCUUGACCAACUUCUUCAUCCACAAUUUGAGAAUCCAUCUGCUUACAAAGACAAAGUGGUCACGAUAGGCUUGCCUGCAUCUCCAGGGGCAGCAGUGGGGCAGGUAGUGUUCAGCGCUGAAGAUGCUGAAGAAUGGCAUGCGCAGGGAAAAAGUGUCAUUCUGGUAAGAACAGAAACCAGCCCAGAGGAUGUUGGUGGUAUGCAUGCAGCUGCUGGAAUCUUGACAGCUAGAGGUGGAAUGACAUCUCAUGCUGCUGUGGUAGCACGUGGUUGGGGAAAAUGUUGUGUUUCUGGCUGCUCUGAUAUCCGUGUAAAUGAUGCCGAGAAGGUUGUUGUAAUUGGCGAUGUUGUGAUUAGCGAAGGAGAAUGGAUCUCACUCAAUGGAUCUACUGGUGAAGUGGUAUUGGGGAAGCAGCCGCUAUCUCCUCCAGCUCUAAGUGGCGAUCUAGAGACAUUUAUGUCUUGGGCUGAUGAAAUAAGGCGCAUCAAGGUCAUGGCAAAUGCUGAUACUCCUGAAGAUGCACUAACAGCAAGAAAUAAUGGUGCCCAAGGGAUUGGACUUUGUAGGACAGAGCACAUGUUCUUUGCUUCCGACGAGAGGAUAAAGGCUGUGAGAAAGAUGAUAAUGGCAGUUACAACAGAUCAGAGGAAGGCAGCACUAGACCUAUUACUACCUUAUCAAAGAUCAGACUUUGAGGGAAUUUUUCGUGCAAUGGAUGGCUUUCCAGUAACAAUCCGUCUAUUGGAUCCUCCACUUCAUGAAUUUCUGCCAGAAGGUGACCUGGAACAAAUUGUCAGUGAACUAACUACAGAGACUGGCAAGAUGGAAGAUGAAGUGUUCUCAAGAAUCGAGAAAUUAUCAGAAGUAAAUCCUAUGCUUGGCUUCCGAGGCUGCAGGCUAGGGAUAUCAUACCCAGAACUCACUGAAAUGCAAGCACGUGCAGUCUUUCAGGCUGCAGUCUCAAUGAGCAGCCAAGGUGUUACUGUUCUUCCUGAGAUAAUGGUUCCUCUUGUUGGAACACCGCAGGAAUUAGGACAUCAAGCGACUCUAAUAAGGAAUGUAGCAAAGAAAGUGUUUUCUGAAAUGGGUGUAACCUUGAGCUAUAAGGUGGGGACCAUGAUUGAGAUUCCUAGAGCUGCUUUGGUUGCAGAUGAGAUUGCAAAACAAGCAGAGUUCUUCUCCUUCGGAACCAAUGAUCUCACACAGAUGACAUUUGGGUAUAGUAGAGAUGACGUUGGCAAGUUUCUCCCCAUAUACCUAUCAAAAGGCAUUUUGCAAAGCGAUCCCUUUGAGGUACUUGAUCAGAAAGGCGUAGGCCAACUCAUUAAGAUUGCCACCGAAAGGGGCCGUGCAGCUCGGCCGAGCUUGAAGGUUGGAAUAUGUGGAGAACAUGGUGGGGAGCCUUCUUCUGUGGCAUUCUUCGCAGAGGCAGGACUAGACUAUGUUUCAUGUUCUCCAUUCAGGGUUCCCAUUGCAAGGCUAGCAGCUGCACAGGUUGCAGUCUGA